CUCACCGGGACUGACUCAUCCGAAAAGCUGGCCCGUCUUCUGGUCUACUUUCCUUACGUGGUUGUGCAGCGCAAGGACGACUAUGUGCUCGUAGUUGCCUCAGACAUUUUGAACUAUUCGAUCAACUGCAUGGAAGAAAAGAACGCCAAGGCCUCGGAGGAAGCCAAGCCACCAGCGGAACCGCCCAAAAGGAAGCAUAAUUUCCAGGCAGCCGUCUAA
Dibothriocephalus latus is the source of this 219-nucleotide messenger RNA. The record is from the annotation of a GenBank genome assembly. NCBI's taxonomy places the organism in Eukaryota, Metazoa, Platyhelminthes, Cestoda, Diphyllobothriidea, Diphyllobothriidae.